This is a messenger RNA of Eruca vesicaria subsp. sativa (arugula), 519 nucleotides long. The record is from the annotation of a GenBank genome assembly. NCBI's taxonomy places the organism in Eukaryota, Viridiplantae, Streptophyta, Magnoliopsida, Brassicales, Brassicaceae.
AUGGCAUUGGGGAAGAAGAGAACCAUAGCCGAGAGAUCGAGUUCGAAGCAUGUGGAAUAUGGAGGGUUAGGGUUCGAUUUGGAGUUGGUUCAGUAUAAGAGAGGAUUUGGGAGGAAGAGGAUUCUAGUUUCAUCAGGUGCUGAUGAGAUUGAAGAUUCGUUUUUCACUUCUCCUGUCCGAAAAAUCUCAUCUGGUCGAAGUCAAGAACUUGAAGAUCUUCCGCUAGAUAUUCUGGUUAAGAUUAUAUGUGGGGUCGAGCAUGAAGACUUGAAACAACUGUUUCAUGUUUCAAAAACAAUAAGAGAAGCUGCAUUGAUUGCAAAGCAGACACAUUUUGCUUAUAGUACACCUCGGAAAACCUCGGUUAUCCACCAUGAUUUGAACAAACCAUUUGGUUUAGGCGUUGUUAGUGAUGAUGAGAUCAAAACCCCUAGAGCCCCGUUGCAGAAAAGGUAUCGACUUUCACGGAUAAACUGCAUCAAGGACAUUUCUGGAGUCUCAGUUUCUCUGUUCAACUAA